CCCAAUGGGCUGCGCGGAGCGUCACUUCCCGGCGGCCGGAGGCGACUGGCGAGUGGCUGGGGCGGCGCGGGGGCGGGGCAGCCGAGCAGGCGUUGGCGGCGGGCUUGGACCCACGCGGCGCCGCGGCCCCCCCUGGCCUGCAGCGCUCCCACCCCGGCGGCGGCGGCACGAUGCCCUUUGACUUCAGGAGGGGUGUCAUGAAGGCAGACAUGGAUGUGAUGCUCGGCAUUGGCUGGGGCCGCAUGGUUCCCGUUCCAUUUUCCGGAGCGGUCCAUUCAUGGCUACUCACUGUUCUCAGGUGUACAAGCAUCCCUGCUGUAGCAGCUGUGGCAGCUUCGAGGUUUGACAUCUACAGGAAGGUGCCCAAGGACCUAACGCAGCCAACGUACACCGGGGCCAUUAUCUCCAUCUGCUGCUGCCUCUUCAUCCUCUUCCUCUUCCUUUCAGAACUCACUGGAUUCAUCACGACAGAAGUUGUGAACGAGCUCUACGUUGAUGACCCAGAUAAGGACAGCGGGGGGAAAAUUGACGUCAGUCUGAACAUCAGUUUACCCAAUUUGCACUGCGAAUUGGUUGGGCUCGACAUACAGGAUGAAAUGGGCAGGCACGAGGUCGGCCACAUCGACAAUUCGAUGAAGAUCCCCCUGAACAAUGGCGCAGGCUGCCGCUUCGAGGGCCAGUUCAGCAUCAAUAAGGUCCCUGGCAAUUUCCAUGUGUCCACACACAGUGCCACAGCGCAGCCACAGAACCCGGACAUGACACACGUCAUCCACAAGCUGUCCUUCGGGGACACACUCCAGGUCCAGAAUGUCCAUGGAGCUUUCAACGCUCUGGGAGGAGCAGACAGACUCACUUCCAACCCCCUCGCCUCCCACGACUAUAUCCUGAAGAUCGUGCCCACGGUUUACGAAGACAAGAGCGGCAAGCAGCGCUACUCCUACCAGUACACGGUGGCCAACAAGGAGUACGUCGCCUACAGUCACACGGGCCGCAUCAUCCCUGCCAUCUGGUUCCGCUAUGACCUCAGCCCCAUCACGGUGAAGUACACGGAGAGAAGGCAGCCGCUGUACAGGUUCAUCACCACGAUCUGUGCCAUCAUCGGCGGGACCUUCACCGUCGCCGGCAUUCUGGACUCGUGCAUCUUCACAGCCUCCGAGGCCUGGAAAAAGAUCCAGCUGGGCAAGAUGCAUUGACAUCCUCCCUGGUCCAGUGGCCAAGGACCAGGGAACCAGCAGCUCUGCCUCCAGCACCCUGUCUGUCUCUGGCCCAGGAUCUGGCUGCAUCCCAAAGUGUGUGUGGGAGGUGGGGGGAAAGGUGGGGGGGGUGGCUCAACCUUUCAGGGCUACCUCUCUUCCCCAUGUUUAAUUUGAGUUAAAUAACACUGGCUGGAGUUCUGAUAUUCCUUUCCCUCAGGAGCUCCAAGAGGAGAGUCAGGCAAGAGGUCUGCUCUAGGAAUGUUGCAGGCCAUUCCUGGAAGGGCUGUAGUCUCUUCCUUCUUAGGGAGCAGCCCAGAGUCCUUGUUGACCAGCUGUCAGCCAGGCUUUGACAAUCCUGCAGUGUCUCCCCUACCCCAUGUGGACAGACUAAUCACGUGGUUUCUCCUCCGGGUGGUCAGUGUGGGCUCUCUAUGCUGGGACCAGGCUGCCCAAAGGUACUCCUACCUGGAGGCUUCAGUGCAACCUUCCCACACAAGGCGCUGAGGUUUGACAUUGUAGCUGGAACUCUCGCUUCCACCCCAUCCAUCCCUGGCCAGGCCUUAUAGCCCUCGUCCCUACCCCUGUUUAGAUCUUCCCAGAAGCAGGGGCCCAGUUGCUUGGGUGAUCUGCCCCGGAUGACAGGGUGGGUCACAGAUUCCUGUCUUGUCCUCGUUCUUCUGAACAACCCCAUCAGUGUUCCUCGGCUGUCAUGCUGUGUGACACUGACAUUUUUGGGGGGAAAGAAAGGCUCUGUUGGGUCCUGCUGAGGCAGGGAGCGGAAGUCAGAUGACUGGGAAGUCAUCCUUGGAGGACCAGAUAGAUGUGGAUUGUCUGCUUAUGUCCACAAGGCAACUAUCCUUCCCUGUAACCCACCAGUAAUCAUGUCUCAGCCUCCUCGAGGCAGCCAUCAUUGGCUCUAAGGCCUUAGCUGGGGGAACAAAGUGGACCAGCCCUUCUCCCUUUGGGUCUCCCGCUCCAAAGCUCCCCUUCCAGACCCAGCACUUGGACCUCUGCAGCUCAGUGUGGCCCAGGUCCCAUUGAGUUCCCCUGCUGGCUGACCACACGCCACAUUCCCAGCCCCUGGGGUGGUGGACUCCAGUGUCUCCCUACUUGCUGCUGAGGGGGGUUCCUACCCCACUGCUCCCUCUCAUUCUUCCCUUUGUGUUCUGAAAGGGAAGGGCAGUGGUCCAGGCAAGAAUUCCACCCAGGGAAUUUUAGCUAUGCUCUCUUGUCCCAGGGAGAGAGCCCUGCCCCUGUUUUUCAUUUAUAUCAAGAUUGUUUGCAUACUUUUGUAAUGAGGGGGAGUUUCCAGUAGAAGGAUUUUUUAAAUUAUCUAUAUAGGAUAGCUCAAGUCUCUGCCAUUUGUAAAUCUUGGCUCUGAUUCCAAUUAGCAAAGCUGUCCCUUUUGCAUAUGAGUUGACUAAUGUGUAUAUAAACUGCCAUUGGUUAUUUCUGGUAUCUGUCGUCACUUGGACAGAUUUUUUUAAAAUUCUGUUCCCCAGUUACCGAAAGGAGUCCGUUUGCUGUGUGAAUAUGUGCGCCUGUAGAGGAUGACAGGGUGGGGUGGGGGCGGAAAUGUGUGGCAUGCACAUGAGUUGAAAUCCCACGUUCAUAAAUUGAAAAAAAAAAAAAAAACAAACAAACUCUUGAGGACAUGGGGGAUGUCAGUUUCCUAUGGAAGAGACACCUCUGAGCUAUUAUUCUUACAAACAAAAUCUCCAGGGGAAAAAAUGUUUUAGUCCUUCCUCCAGGUUUAAAUAGAUUAUUAAAAUGCUGAUUUUCAGAAGUAA
Molecule: messenger RNA, 2986 nt
Organism: Chinchilla lanigera (long-tailed chinchilla)
Lineage: Eukaryota; Metazoa; Chordata; Mammalia; Rodentia; Chinchillidae
Gene: Ergic1
Product: endoplasmic reticulum-golgi intermediate compartment 1
Exons: 11
Coding region: 171-1193 (340 amino acids)
Biological process (GO): endoplasmic reticulum to Golgi vesicle-mediated transport; retrograde vesicle-mediated transport, Golgi to endoplasmic reticulum
Cellular component (GO): endoplasmic reticulum membrane; COPII-coated ER to Golgi transport vesicle; Golgi membrane
Source: RefSeq, a predicted model, not a curated record